Messenger RNA from Myxocyprinus asiaticus (Chinese sucker), 5497 nucleotides. Its product is annotated as synapsin-1-like. The record is from RefSeq and is a predicted model, not a curated record. Gene Ontology annotation, biological process: neurotransmitter secretion. Gene Ontology annotation, molecular function: ATP binding. Gene Ontology annotation, cellular component: synaptic vesicle; synaptic vesicle membrane. The coding region runs from base 623 to 2662 and encodes 679 amino acids. Lineage: Eukaryota; Metazoa; Chordata; Actinopteri; Cypriniformes; Catostomidae. The transcript has 13 exons.
GCAUUUUCCUGAAGCCCCAGCAGCCGCACCUCCACCUCCAAGAUCCCGGACCGGAUCACAGAGAAUCUGGCUGGAGGACACCGGGAGGAGAUUUUGCCUCACCGAGUGCCACUUAUGACUAUUAGGCUACUACCUUCGCCGAGCACACUUUUUUUACAAAGUGCCUCUCCCUUUGGAUUGUUUUUCUCCACGCCAAUGCAGUAGGAUCAAAGAAAAAUCAUCAACAUCCACGGAAAGAGUCGAUUGCGCGAUUCAUGCAUUUUAAAACAACGUUCUCAAUUAAUCAAUCGCUAUCAGUAAGAAACUAUUCAACCGUGAUUUGUAUCUAACAUAAUCGUAGUAGCCUAUUUAAUAAUAUAUACAGGCAUAUUUCAACGGUUGCAGUGCGGCUGUGCAUAAAGACGAAUUAAUAGUUUCAAAGCGAAACGCAACCUGCAUUGAGGUGCACUCUGGAGAAUUGCGUAUAUCGACUCAUUUUUCGCGUCUCUUUGGCGACUGAUUUUAAACUUGCAUCUUAGACAUCAUAUAGCUGAUCAAAUUCUCAUUCGUAUUGGAUUUUUCCCACGCAUAGGAGGAUAAUUUAUCGUUUCUCUUAUUCGUCGCAUCCUUCUCCAUAUUCACCAUGAAUUAUCUGCGACGUCGACUGUCGGACAGUAAUUUUAUGUCCAACUUGCCCAACGGCUACAUGGCCGAUCUACAGCGGCCCGAUCCGCCGCAGCAAAGCCCUGCCCCGGUGGUGUCGCCGGGAUCUCAAGAGAGGCGUCAACCCCCCAGCCAGUCUACGGGCGCCGGUUUCUUUUCCUCCCUUUCCAACGCCGUCAAACAGACCACCGCCGCCGCUGCCGCCACCUUUAACGAGGCCACCGAGAGAGUCGGCUCGAGCAGUGCCAAGAUUCUUCUGGUCAUUGAUGACCAGCAGACAGACUGGGCAAAAGUGUUCAAAGGCAAGAAGGUUCAUGGUGAAUUUGACAUCAAAGUAGAACAGGCUGAUUUCUCUGAGGUUAAUCUGGUGGCUCACGCAACAGGAAGCUAUAGUGUGGACAUUGAGGCCAUCCGCAAUGGCAACAAAAUAACAAAGUGUUUCAAACCAGAUUUUGUACUGGUACGACAGCAUGCUUACAGCAUGGCUAAGAAUGGCGACCACAGGAACAUUGUGAUUGGACUACAGUAUGCUGGCCUGCCCAGUGUCAAUUCUCUUCACUCUGUCUACAACUUCUGUGACAAACCAUGGGUGUUUGCUCAGUUAUCCAGAUUGUGCAAGCAGUUGGGUCCAGAGGAGUUCCCACUGAUCGACCAGGUUUAUUACCCCAACCACAAGGAGAUGAUCACUACACCCGGCUUUCCUGUGGUAGUGAAGAUGGGUCAUGCUCAUUCUGGUAUGGGAAAGGUCAAAGUGGACAAUCAAUACGAUUUCCAAGAUAUUGCAAGCGUUGUGGCUUUGACGAAGACUUAUGCCACAUCUGAGCCUUUUAUUGAUGCCAAGUAUGACAUACGAAUCCAGAAGAUUGGUGACAAUUACAAAGCCUACAUGAGGACAUCUAUAUCUGGCAACUGGAAGACCAACACAGGGUCAGCCAUGUUAGAACAGGUGGCCAUGUCUGACAGGUAUCGCAUGUGGGUGGAUGUAUGCUCGGAGGUUUUCGGAGGUCUUGAUAUAUGUGCUGUAGAAGCAUUACAUGGUAAAGGUGGUCAAGAUUACAUCAUAGAGGUGGUGGGCUGCUCAAUGCCUCUCAUUGGAGACCAGCAGGAUGAGGACCGGGCCCUGAUUGCUGAUCUCGUUGUGAACAAAAUGAACCAGACUGUGCCACGUACUUCAGCUCCAACUCCAGUCCGUCCUCUGGGGCCAGCUGUUUCACCCCAACCCAUCUCUCCUCAGUCUAAAAUUUCACAGGCUCAACAGCGCCCUCCAACACAGGGAGGUCCACAACAACCACCUGCUAGCACUCCUCCUGCUCGUCAAGGAGCCCCGCCACAGCAGCGUCCCUCUCCCCAGGGCCAACCCCCUGUCCAGCCCCAGUCUGUGACCAGUCCUAAUGCCCAGAACCCCCCUGCUCAUCAAACCAAGCCACCCAAUCAAGCCCCACAGCGACAAGCCAGUCAAGCGGCCACAAGUCAGCAGAGGCCUGCUAUUGCGCAGGGUACCCCCCAGCGUGGCCCAGGUGGUUCUCCUCAGGCACAGAGGCCCCAGCAAGGCGGCCCCCAACAGCAGCCACAGAGGCCUCCAACUGCUGGCCAGGGUCCCAAACCAGCUGUUCAGGGCCAGCAGAGGCCCCAGCAGCAAAGACAAGGCCAUCCAACCAGGCAGCCAACCCAAGGUGGGCCACAGCCAACCCAGGAUGCCGCACAACCAACCCAACAACAGCAGGGUGGUCCACGUCCCCCCACUACUCAACAACCACGGCCUACUUCACAGGGCCAGGGAGGACCAGGAGGUGCACGGCCUCCUUUGCAGCAGAAACCCCAACCUCCGCAGAAACCAAGUCCUGAUCACCCAGCUCUGAGUGGAUCCCCACAACUCAACAAAUCCCAGUCUCUUACCAAUACAUUCAACAUUCCAGAAACGCCGGCCGCCCAGCACCAAAGUCCUAGCCAGGACGAAGCCAAGGCCGAGACCAUCCGCAACCUUCGGAAAUCCUUUGCAAGCCUCUUCUCCGUGGAAUAAAACCACACACACACACACACACACACACACACACACACACACACACACAUACGCACACACACACACACAGUACAUGCAGUAGAUGUUGAAACAGAUGUCAUCAUGUUUAUGUUUAGACUCUUACUCAGUCUUUAUGAAAAGCAUAGAGACAACUUGUGUCAUAUACACUCUGUGCAAAAAGGACCAAUUAUAUUGCACAUUGUGGUGUGCAUACUGUAUGUGUACAUGUCAGAUUUGUGCACAUCAAUUUGCAAUGCGACAUCGAUAAAACACUGCCUACACUGCUUAAAGAUUGCAAUAUUGAGUGAGAUAUAACACAAUAUAAUAUAACACAAUUACAUUUGCAACCAUUAAAAACAUUCCCUGUGUUUUUUGUGUCCAGUUGAAAGGAGGGAGGUGUGAAAACACAAUAACACACACACAUACACACAAACACUCCCACUCAACCUUUUACACUACCUACACAAUUACUGAACCUGCACACACUUAACACACAUGCUAAUACUUGCCUAUUUGUGGAUUCAUUCCAAGCUCCUAUUAUGAACUUCACUGAUUAUCCUAGAUUCUUUUUGAAAUGAUAGCUUCAAAGUUUUGGUGGACACUUAUUGUAGAGUCAUACACCCUCACACUUUUCUCAGAUAUACGAUAUGUCUGCUAAUUGUUUGAAGCAUGUUCUGUUACAAUAAGGAGCACCAUCUAACGGUUUUAUAAAUGCACCACAUUGUAAUAUAACCAAAUGAUUUAUUGUUUAUGUUUGAGCUCAGUUUGGAUUCUACAAUGAUGACCCAUUGUGAUGUUGUUUAAAUUUGCACAAGCUUCCAUCGUCAAACUAACCCUGUGGCUGUAUCCACUUGCGAUACUGUUCAAACUGCAUGUUACUUAAGAGAAUGUAGUCGCACAAUGUGGGUGGUCUUGCUUUAGUAACUGUUGCAAUUAGAAAAGUUAGUCGUAGUGAAAAUGUUGUUUCUUUUUUUCUGUGAGCAAGCUGUCACUGCUUCCCUAAUGUCCCUUUUCCUGAACAAACAAAUGACUCACAAUCGUACGCCCUUAAAUAUGUUUAAUAUGCCUUUGCCAGAGAGGCAUAAGGUUUUCAGAUAUUGGUUUUCGAGCAAUCGCAUAUGUCUCAGGGAUGUCCUGGAGAGAAAGACAAAAUGACCUACUGUCAUUGAUCAGAUCAGGUUUUCCAAUCCAUACUGUAGAGAGUUACUGAUCUGCUGUUGUGAAGGCCAAUAAAGGGAGAUAAAUGUUAGCUGGUUUUGUGUAAUGUAUUUGUUUGCUGCAUGAACAUGUUUGCACACCAGUACUGUAACACUUGAGAACAUAUGAGAUGAGUGAAAGCUCAGGAAGGUUUGUAUUAUCAAGAAUGUUUUACAUGCAUUGGGGAAGGCAUUUUAAGCUUUUCACAGCUAUUUGGUAUGCCUGAAUGUUGAUGAGCACAGGAGAACAUGUGGGUGUUUGGAGCUGUUUGUUCAUCACACAUUGGCCUUAUGAAAAUGCAAAGCCAAAAUACAAAGCCAAGGAUACCAUCAGCAGUUGUCACAGUUUAAAAUUUCUUAUUUUAAAGUGAUGCCUGUCACACGUUGGUUUUUAGAUUAAACUGCUUCUAGUAUGUCCAAGUGUGUCCAGUUACACAAUGUGGAUCCUUAAACUAAUUGCUCCUACAACGCCUCACCAAACCGCAGGAUUAUAAAACUGGACCAGUAGUGUGGCAGUGUCUUCCACAAGUGAGGAUAAAACAGUCCCAACACUGGCAAUAUAUUUAGCCAUUCAAAGUAUCCCAAUCCGAAACCCAUCCGCUUCCCGCUCACCAGUCUGUUGUGUAUUCACAGUGAUUCUUUCGUGACAAAUGGUGCGUUAACGUGUAUAUAUAUCUGUAUAAUGUAAUGUUGUACCGUAAACUGUCAAAACCAAAUAGAAGUGUUGCACAGAUCUUAACUCAACAACUGAUGCAAAUGUCCUGCAAUUAAUUUGAUCAUUGGGUGAUCAUUGCUGACAUAUUGUGGGUUUGUCUGUGACAGGAUUUUACUUUGUUCAUAUGUGAUUUAGGUUGUGCAAUAUCUUUGUUGUAAACUAAGCCUACCAGAAAGGUCUGUGUUCUUUAUUUGACAUAUUUUAUGAUACAUUUGCAGUUAAAAGUCAUCUUCAGUGUGUUCAUUGUUAUGAUCAUAAGUGCUUUGAUUGGUUUACCCACUGUAUGUUGUAAUCUAGAUGAUCCAACAUUAUAUUAUUGUGGCUCAGGCAAACUUUCAGUGCUCUAAUGUGGUUCAUGUUUUUACAAACUGGGAUAGGUCUGUGUGUUAAAUGAUGGCUUUAAUGAAUGCUUAAUAAAUAACUUUAUCACUGAUGCAAUCAAGUCUGGAGGCAAAUUAAAUGUUUUUCAAUAAUUCAUUUGAAUGUUGCAGUACUUAAGGAACCCAUGCCUGAGGUUUUUACUUCAUAAUUAGUUGUGUAUUUGGACAUUGGUUUUUAUUAAUUUUCAUGUUUACAUUGUUACUUUCUUUUCAUAGAGCAAGGAACUGUCUCCUUUUAAAGAAAAUGUAUUAAAAUGUGUCAUAAUUGCUUAAUAGGUUUAUCCUGUUCUGACUGUUUUAAUAUCAGUGAAUUUUGUCAUCUGUUAUUGCCUGCCAAUUGUAUAAAGAAAGGAAGAUAUAAAAUUAAUCAUAAAUAUAUGGAAUUAUAGUCUUAAAUCCUAUAAAAAUGAAAAUAUUGUUAAAAAAGUGUGUAGUAUGACACAACGAGAUGCAACUUUGAUGUGAUCUUUGAUGUAGCUUAAUAAUGGUGUAAAAUGACUAUGCUAAAAUAUGUGUACAUAUUCAAUAAAGUCUAACAAAUGAA